AUGGCAUCGGCAAUAUUUUGGUUUAUAGAAGUGUUGGCAAUCAUCCUUUAUACCUUUUUGAUGGUUCUAUGUCUAUUUUCAUUUUGGAAAUCUUAUGCUAGAAAAGACUUUUCUGUUAUAUCAAAGAUAUUUCAUUUCUUUAUAUUUUGUUUUGUAUCUGUCAACAAGUCUGAAAAAGAAGGUUCAGUUAUCUAUCUUUUAAAUACUCUUUAUGAAGUUGUAUUAUCAUUAGGAAUUGGAAUUUCAUUUACCAUUACGGUAAUUCGUAUUUAUUUAAAGUAUACAUCUAUUGAUAUAGAUGUUUGUAGAAAUCAAAUUGUUCAACUUCGAAAGAUGUUUAUUUUAUCAUUAAUAUUUGGAGCAUGUUUUGUAUUAAGGAGUAUAAUGUUUUUAUAUAAUCCAGUGACAAAGAAAUUGAUGAACGAUGAAGUAUUUAUAACGUUGGGAUACUUUAUACCAGACAUUGUACCAACACUUUUACAAGUAUAUAUUAUUCACACCAAGAUGAAGAAUGAAGAGGCAGACACCUCUUAUAUUAAUUCAUUGUACGAAAACGAAAUGGAAGAGGAAGAAAGACCUCGUAGUGACUCAUCGUCUGCUUCUGCUGUUUACAACAGUAGUAUUUUAUACAAUUAUACCGAUGGAGAUGACGAUAAUGAAAGUAAUACUCCUCCAACUUCUUCACACAGUUCUUCUAGAAAUUCUUUAGAUCCCAAUCAAACCCUUGUAAAUGAAUCCUCCUCUCUACUCUCAAACAGUAAUAAUUAUUAUGGUAAACUUUAA
This is a messenger RNA of Cavenderia fasciculata, 783 nucleotides long. RefSeq lists its product as uncharacterized. The record is from RefSeq and is a predicted model, not a curated record. The coding region runs from base 1 to 783 and encodes 260 amino acids. The transcript is spliced from 5 exons. NCBI's taxonomy places the organism in Eukaryota, Evosea, Eumycetozoa, Acytosteliales, Cavenderiaceae.